Colletotrichum destructivum is the source of this 360-nucleotide messenger RNA. RefSeq lists its product as uncharacterized. Lineage: Eukaryota; Fungi; Ascomycota; Sordariomycetes; Glomerellales; Glomerellaceae. The coding region runs from base 1 to 360 and encodes 119 amino acids. The transcript has a single exon. The record is from RefSeq and is a predicted model, not a curated record.
AUGAACGCGGCGGAUGUUGAACUUCCAGAGCAGGGCAACCGGAAUGUCCAGUCAUCACGAUCAACGACAAGUCGGCCUACGCGCUUCAUGUCGCUGUCUAUCUUGCGAUCGAACGGCGGUGAAGACGGAGGCUUGGGUGAGGUGAUAUCCGGCCUCAGCGUCAGACAGACCAGCAUCCCAGUGGUUAUCGGCCUGCGAGCGAGGACGUCCGGGGUUCUUGUAGAGAUCAUGGGGCACAGCCCCGUACGGGUAGCGAACCGGCGCGUUGUCAGCCACUCGGCCGGUCUUGGCGUCCGCCGACAUGGACAACCGGCAGAGACCGAGCAGAUGUACAGCGGCAGACAAGGAGAUGGCGCGUAG